AUAUAUAAAUUUCCGAAGCUCGAUUCUCGGUAUCCCUCCAAUUUCGAAUUGACUGGACAGCGUCGUCCCGCACUUUUCGAAGUUCCCCGAGUCGAUAAUCAGUCUCGAUUCCGAGAAAUCCUGAAAAUUAUAGUCGAGUCCGCCUGAAAGAAUUGAGUGAAGAAUCAUCGUUUCCAAUUGUGUGUACACACAUCGACAUCGUCACAAGUUGGCGGCGUUUCGGAACGCGCGGCGCGGCAUCCCAUUGGUCGAACUCAGCGCCAACCGAGGCGUUCUACGGGCUGCUUUUAGCCGCGGAAGGCCGAUAACAUGGCGAAAUCGAAAAUCGUAAUAAAGUGCGCGAAAAACAGCUGCCUGGCCGAUUACGUCUCGGAUAGGAGAUAAGGAAGGCCUGAAGUCUCGGGAUUCCUGGACCUCCAGCUGGGACGUUUGCCCAGUGCUUUUGGACCAGUUUUCAGUCGCAACGCGGCGCCCGAGUGUAGUGCACCUUUGGGCUACCCAAUGGUAGGCGCGUGAUUUUGAACAAUUCCUCAUUAUUUUUAUCGUCGAUAGAUCGAAGGAGGUUUUUUGACAAAAAAGUGUAAAAUACAGAAAAGUCCACCAUGUCGGUGAACAAGGGUCAAAGUACACGGACACUCGUGGAACCGGUGACUCUGGGUUCUCAAACACUCACUGACACCGAGUUAAGUGCUUUAACUUUGGCUAGUACUGAGGGACAAUAUACUUCGAGUGAUUACGAGACGCUUGCAAAUAUUGAAGCUGAAUUAGAAUGUAUGAAUGCAGAAGAAGUAAUGACGACAGAAGAGGAUAACACUGUUAUCAUGGAGGGUAUCGAAACUGAAACUAUCAUACCAGAUGUGGAAAUGGCUGAUAUUUCCCAAGAGGUACACAAUGAGCAGAUAAUUUAUACUACUGCUCAUCAGAGUAGUCAGAAUUUGAUUUUGCAAACAAAACCUACCUUGCAGAGGGUGCCUACUUCAAGUUCAGUUCAAAUAAAACCAAAUGUUGGUCAAACGUCACAAAGUCAAUCUAUAAUGAUUGUUUCUCCAGCAACAGGCGGUGGUGCAAGCCAAAUUUUGAAAAUUUCUCAUCCUGCAUCUGCAUCUCCAAAUCAAUUGCAAUCAAUAGCACAAAGUUUAAUAACAGGAAAAUCACCAGAUGGUAAUAUUGUACAAAUUAGAUCAACGCAAGGUGGCAAGCUGACCACUAAGACAUCUGGAAAUAUUUCAAUGGGUCAUGUGCAAAGUAUAAAAACAGUUCAAUCUGGAAAGAGAGUAGCCCAGAAUUCGCAGCAAAACAGAAAUGUUAUUACAAAAAUGAUUUUGACCAAUACUCAACCACAAAGUGGGCAACAAGUUUUAAUUGCUUCGUCACCCAGUGAUAGUCAGCAAGGGCAAACCAUCAAAUUUUUGAGUAGUAAUACUCCUAAUCUAGGUAUGGGAAGUCCAACUAAAACCAUAACGUUUGCACAAGCUCAACAAAUGGGUCUACUUCCAACAAACAAAGUACAACAUAUUUUACCAUCAGCAUCACAAAAACAAACGGGAAUAAUUGUAAAUAAGUUGGUGCAAUCAACAUCAGCUCAACCUGCAAAGUUGACUAUUGUUCCAAAUACUGCUGUCAAAUCUCCUGCAAAAAUCUUGCCAGCUCCAGUUUCUGGACAAUCAAAGUCUAAUUCACAAGUUGGUUCAUCGUCGAAAGUUGUACAUCAGAAUUCACAAAAAGUUAUCAUCCGACAAGGUUCACUAAAACAAGGGACUGUUCAUAACAGUAAUCCUAUUAUCAGGAUACCAGCUAAUCAAACUAUUAGUCCUAAUCAAGUACAUCAGUUACAAGUACCUGGGCGUCAGGUACAGUAUGUUCGACUUGUUAGUACACCAUCCUCAGGAACUAGUAAUGUAAUGACAGUUGGAAAGACGAAAACAUCAACAACACUUCAAACAGUUGGAGUUUCACAAAAAAUCAGUGGCCAACAACAGAUAGUAAAGGUGGUACCAUUAAAUACUGGAAAUCAAACUCUUAGAACAGUAGCACCAAAAUCAUCAAUGUCAGGUACCACUCAAAGAUUAAUAAUACCUGCCUCUGCACCUGUUGGAGGAUCAUCAAAAAGCAGUACUGUAACUAUUCCUGCAUCUGCUCUAAGUCAACUUACAUCAGGACAAGCUGUUCUAUCUACUACUUCAAAUGUUGGUAACAUAGUAGUUCUCCCAGCGCAGUAUCUCCAGCAGCAGGCAGAUGAAUCGAAAAGUAAAUCUCAACAAUCAACGCCGACUUUAUUAAAUAGUUCACAAGGUUCACAAGGUUCCAUAGGAAAUUCAUCAGGUGGCUCGUUAUCGGAUUCGAAAACUUCGAGAUCAUUCAAUAAUUCCGAUGCUAAUGGUAUUAGGCCUAGAAAACCGUGCAACUGUACAAAAUCUCAAUGUCUAAAACUAUACUGCGAUUGUUUUGCAAACGGCGAGUUCUGUCAUAUGUGCAACUGCAACAACUGCUCCAAUAACCUUGGAAACGAAGAAGAACGACAACGGGCGAUCAAAUCUUGUUUAGAACGGAAUCCCAACGCUUUCCGUCCGAAGAUUGGAAAAGGACGUGAAACCGGCGAAGAUAUUAGACGACAUAACAAAGGUUGUAAUUGCAAACGAAGCGGUUGUUUGAAGAAUUAUUGCGAAUGUUAUGAGGCGAAAAUACCGUGUUCUGAAAACUGCAAAUGUAUUGGUUGCCGAAACGUAGAGGAGCCAGCAUUGCAUAAACAAUCAUUGAAGGAUUUGGCCGAAGCCGUCGAAGUUAGAACGGCUCAAUUGAAUUUAAGCAAAGCGAAAAUGCAGCAAAUAUCUGACACGACAUUCAGACCUCCAGCAGCAUCAAAUACUGGUGCAAGACAACCGUUUAACUUUUUGACGGAUAAAGUUGUAGAAAUGACAUGUCAGUGCUUGAUGGCCCAAGCUGAAGAAGCUGAAAGAAAUAUGUUUGACGAUGAGACAUCACAAAAAUUGAUCAUUGAAGAAUUUGGACGGUGUUUAAAAGAGAUUAUCGAGUCUGCACAUAAAGCAGAAGCUACUUAGCAGGGCAAUCGAAGAUAGCAUGGCAAUGUUUGCCCGCUGCAAUGUUCAUCAUAGCUACUCAUAAGAAAAAGGUUUUCUAUUUAAGUACUUGAAUAAUAUAGAGCGGGAAUGAUAGAUUUAUAAUAAUUUGUAAUAAUACCAAAGAUGGUACAUACAUUGAAUCAAUCAAUUUGAAAUUUUAAAAUGCUGCUAUACAUUUGGUGAACUUUAAGAUUGUAUAUGAUUAUGAAGUCAAGUUGUUGACUUCGUUGUUAAUAAGAUGUAUCUUUCAUUAUUCCUAGCUCUAUUUAUAACAUUUUAAGCUGUAUAGAUAAAAUAUAAUUUUUUAUUUAAAAAGUCGAUUUAAAACUUUAAUAAAUUAAAACUACUUUUACUGUUAUUUUGGCAGAUUCGGUUAAUACAUAGUUUUCUAUUUUAAAUUUUAUAUAAAUGAUGUGAAACUUAAUUUAAACUUUAAAAUAGAAAUGUCUAAAAACUUUUAUGUGGAGAACUGAAUCUGUUGGGAUAGUAAAUAGUGAAGUUUCUAUAAAAAAUUUUGUACAAAACAAAAUUAUAUUAUAAAUGUUACUCUUUGAACAGUAUGGUUUAAUAUAUUUACUUUGACGUUGGUAAAACAAUUAUAAAUAAUUGAUAUAAGUAUUUAGGAGAAUGUACAAGAAUUUUCAAUGGUUUGAAUUGAAAAUUCACAGAUAUGUAUAUUUUGCGAUAAAGGACUCUAGCAUUUCAUAAAUCGAUUCUAUAUAUUGCUGAUUCAUUUGGAACAAACUUUAAUAUUGUUUGUUUCAUUCUGCUAAAUGUAUAUCAUUGAUAUAUGGAGUUAAAGAGGAAAGCUAUACAAAAGCAAAUAAUAGAGAGCGAUUACACUUUAAGUGUGUAGCUCACUAGAUAAAGUUAAAUUAUAAAAAUUUAGACUUUGUUCGUCAGUCUAAAUUUUAAAAGAAAUUUGUAAUAUAGUAAACAGAUAAUAUCAAAUUAAAUGACUGUACAUUAAAACAUUUGAAGAUUUUAAUUAAAAAUGAAGAUUUAUUGUA
Nasonia vitripennis (jewel wasp) is the source of this 4090-nucleotide messenger RNA. RefSeq names its product protein lin-54 homolog. Gene Ontology annotation, cellular component: nucleus. NCBI's taxonomy places the organism in Eukaryota, Metazoa, Arthropoda, Insecta, Hymenoptera, Pteromalidae. The record is from RefSeq and is a predicted model, not a curated record. Gene Ontology annotation, biological process: regulation of DNA-templated transcription. The transcript is spliced from 12 exons. The coding region runs from base 603 to 3059 and encodes 818 amino acids.